Molecule: messenger RNA, 663 nt
Organism: Dentiscutata heterogama
Lineage: Eukaryota; Fungi; Glomeromycota; Glomeromycetes; Diversisporales; Gigasporaceae
Source: the annotation of a GenBank genome assembly
AUUGCAGCACUUCGGAAUGGGAGUCAAUGUCAAUGUGGAAAUUAUGCUGAUUUAACGCUAUCAUAUACUAAAACAAAUAACUCAAUUUGUAAUGUUAAAUGUAUCGGCAAUUCGAGUUAUAUUUGUGGUGGGGAAGAAAGUUAUACGGUUUAUAAGACAAAAGAUGGAGUAUUAGGUCAUCCACUACCUACCAUAAGUAUUACUGAUAAAAUUGCGAUAAUUAAGAAUCAUAAUAACGAUAAUCGAUACCAACAAUGCGUUAAAGACAGUCCCUAUUGUGAUCAAAGGAUAUUAAAUGGUACAAAACUAGAGCUUGCAAGCAUGACGGUUAACAAAUGUAUUGACUUUUGUAGACAAAACAAUUUUGAAUAUGCUGGAUUAGAAAUGGGAACUCAAUGUUUUUGUGCACAUGAGUAUGAUCAUAUAAGUCAAUUAAGUUCAUAUGAAUGUAGUACUAGUUGUGCUGGUGAUAAUAAUCAGAUUUGUGGAGGUCCUUUAGCUCUUAGCGUAUAUAUUACUUCUACCAAUAUUCCAUUGCAAAUAAUUCUUCCUUGUGUUUUUGGUGGUGUUCUUUUAUUAGCAGUAGCUGCUUGGAUUAUUUAUAAAUGCUGGCCAGAAAAAAAGAUUAAGGCGACCAGCAAAAUACCGCUACCAGAAGAUUAA